CAUCAAUUCAUGUAAUUCAUGUAUUAGGCAUUUUAACCAUUUCAUAUAGAAUAAGAUCAACAAAGCUUCUAGAAAAAUAAACACACAGACACACACAUAUAUAUAAAAUGUUUCCCCCUUCUCUCUAUUUAUAUCAGUAGCAUGAUUACUUCAAUGGUAGACCCAUGUCUUCCCUGCAACUGAGAUCAACUACUACUACUCCUUCUUCUAAGAUGUUUGAUUCCCCGAGACUCGGCCGAGCCAAACUACCCAUCUUCUCCACCAUCUCCUUCGCUGCCAUUCUACUCAUCAUCAUAUUCGCCAACAGUUUGAUCUCCAAUCUCUCUCUCCACUCUGUUGCUCAUCACAACAACCAACAACAAAAACUCAAAUCAACCUCAACCCAUGAGCUUCUUUCCCUCAAAGAAGAGGUUGUUACAGAGCCACACAUUGAAACCCCAAGUUCCAAGAAAGAGUCAUCAGAGUUGGAGAUAUUCAAGAAAACAACCCUCACUACCCAAUUCCAUGGCAGAGUCACAGAGUUUCUUGAUGAUCAUUGUAGAGGUCAGUUCUUCAUGACAUGGAUUUCCCCUGCAAAAUCAUUCGGGCCUAGGGAGUUUCUUGCAUUGGAGAGUCUAUUCAAAGCCAACCCACGUGGGUGUUUGUUGAUUCUGUCAAGAACUAUGGACUCUGCUUUUGGGUUUAGGAUCUUGAAACCACUGCUCGAGCUGGGGUUCAGAGUUCUAGCAGUCAGGCCCAACUUGUCGUCUCUGUUCAAGAACACACCAGCUGAGUCAUGGUUUGAUGACAUCAAGACCGGUAACAAGGACCCCGGUGAAAUUCCCUUGGCUCAGAACCUGUCUAAUUUGAUCAGACUCGCGGUUCUGUAUAAGUAUGGAGGGGUUUAUUUAGACACUGAUUUCAUAGUUUUGAGGAAUUUCUCAGUUUUGAGAAAUUCACUCGGAGCACAAAGCGUCGAUGGAUCGGGUAAAUGGACAAGAUUGAACAAUGCAGUGCUUGUUUUUGAUAAGAAUCAUCCAAUUCUGUACAAGUUCAUGGAGGAAUUUGCUACCACUUUUGAUGGGAACAAAUGGGGGCACAAUGGACCCUACUUGGUUUCCAGAGUGGUUGAGAAGAUGGAAACAGAAGGACCUAAGGGUAAUUUCACUGUCUUGCCGCCCAUGGCGUUUUAUCCGGUGGAUUGGAUUAGGAUAGGAGGGCUUUUUGAAAAACCGACUAACCGGGCUCAUUCAAAAUGGAUCGAAGCCAAGUUGUUUCAGCUAACCUGGGCGAGUUAUGGGGUUCACCUGUGGAACAGAGAGAGUAGCAGAUUGAGAAUUGAAGAGGGAAGUAUCAUAGGGAGAUUGAUUUCAAGUCACUGUGUGAUUUGCAGGCCCAUAUACAGUUCUUAGACAUGCUUGCCCCUAAGCUGAAUGACAUAGCUUUUUCAGCUAUGAAGUGGGUAUUUUGAUUGCUGUGAAAUAGAAGAAUGGAUUCUUUGAUUCAGAUUGAAAAUUUGAGUUCAAUUUGGUACAAUAAGCUCCAGAAUCAAGGGCUUUGGAAUUGAAUUUCAAUCAAUUCCAAAAGAUUCUUUUGUUUUCCGUGUUGGUUUUUGUUUUGCUCUUACUCUUUUUCAGAUGUGAAUAGGAAAAUUGCUCCUGUGAUAAUCUCAUACAUGUAGCAAAAUGUAAUUGAUAUUCAAUGUUGUCAAUAAAUGUGCAUGUGAAAGUGUU
Camellia sinensis is the source of this 1712-nucleotide messenger RNA. Its product is annotated as alpha 1,4-glycosyltransferase family protein. Lineage: Eukaryota; Viridiplantae; Streptophyta; Magnoliopsida; Ericales; Theaceae. The record is from RefSeq and is a predicted model, not a curated record.